AUGGCACCCAAAGAGGACUGGGAGAAGUAUAAGGCACCUGCCGAGGAGGAAACAAGCGAAGAAAAACCAAAUGUGCCGCUUACGGAGGGAGAUAUCCAGGUCUUGAAGACUUAUGGCGCUGCACCAUAUGCGGACAAACUCAAAGCCACCGAGAAGGAUCUCAAGGAUAUAGAAGCUAGAAUCAAGGAAAAGGCAGGCGUCAAGGAAAGUGACACUGGUCUUGCACCAUCACAUCUGUGGGAUAUCAUGGGUGACAGACAAAGGCUAAGCGAAGAACACCCCUUGCAAGUCGCUAGAUGCACAAAGAUCAUAAAGCCCGAAGCUUCUGAAGAAGCCACCGGCGAAGAAGACGAAGAAGACUCAAAAUACAUUAUCAAUCUCAAGCAGAUUGCCAAAUUUGUGGUGGGUUUAGGCGAACGUGUUUCGCCCACAGAUAUUGAAGAGGGCAUGCGUGUAGGUGUGGACCGUUCAAAAUAUCACAUUGAGCUGCCACUGCCACCUCGUAUCGAUCCCUCGGUCACCAUGAUGACUGUAGAAGAAAAGCCGGAUGUUACGUAUAGUGAUGUCGGAGGGUGCAAAGAGCAGAUCGAUAAACUACGUGAAGUCGUAGAGCUGCCGCUUUUAUCACCAGAAAGAUUCGCCACAUUGGGUAUCGACCCACCAAAGGGUAUUCUACUUUACGGACCUCCAGGUACUGGUAAGACACUUUGUGCGCGUGCUGUUGCGAACAGAACAGAUGCAACUUUUAUUAGAGUCAUAGGAUCUGAAUUGGUGCAGAAAUAUGUUGGUGAAGGUGCACGUAUGGUCAGAGAGUUAUUUGAAAUGGCAAGAACAAGAAAGGCCUGUAUUAUAUUUUUUGACGAAAUUGAUGCUAUAGGUGGCGCUCGUUUUGACGAUGGUGCCGGUGGUGACAACGAAGUGCAAAGAACUAUGUUGGAGCUUAUCACACAGUUGGACGGUUUUGAUCCUCGUGGUAACAUCAAAGUAAUGUUCGCAACUAAUAGACCCAAUACAUUAGACCCAGCACUUCUCAGACCUGGUAGAAUCGACCGUAAAGUCGAAUUUUCUUUACCAGAUCUUGAAGGUCGCGCUAACAUUUUCAGAAUCCACUCCAAGUCAAUGAGCGUUGAACGUGGCAUAAGAUGGGAGCUGAUCUCGAGACUUUGCCCCAACUCCACAGGUGCAGAACUGAGGUCUGUGUGUACGGAAGCGGGUAUGUUUGCCAUCAGGGCAAGAAGAAAGGUAGCGACGGAAAAGGACUUUUUGCAAGCAGUUGAAAAGGUAAUCAACGGUUACAAGAAGUUCAGUUCCACCUCUAGGUACAUGCAAUAUAAUUGA
Molecule: messenger RNA, 1338 nt
Organism: Lachancea lanzarotensis
Lineage: Eukaryota; Fungi; Ascomycota; Saccharomycetes; Saccharomycetales; Saccharomycetaceae
Gene: RPT1
Product: LALA0S04e07052g1_1
Exons: 2
Coding region: 1-1338 (445 amino acids)
Biological process (GO): proteasome-mediated ubiquitin-dependent protein catabolic process
Cellular component (GO): proteasome regulatory particle, base subcomplex
Molecular function (GO): ATP hydrolysis activity; proteasome-activating activity; ATP binding
Source: RefSeq, a predicted model, not a curated record